ACGGAGGACGAGGAGGAGGAUGAAGAAGAUGAGGAGGAACAGCAAGAGGAGGUGGGAUUCGUCGACUUCUCCACGUACUCCUGGUUCUCAGACAUCGCAUUCAUGACGGCUAUGGAGCAGGCGAAAGCAGUCAGAUACCAUGACACCGUUGGAACUGUCGACUAUCCCAACGGAAACAGCGAGCCCGUCGAGUUGGGCAACGAUUCCGCCGAGCACAUCCCCCCCUCUCGGAUGUCCUCCAGCACCAGCCUCGUCAGCACUACCUUGACACUUGCAUGCAUGCAAUUUAUUCUGCCAUCGAGCUUUCUGGCCUCAUGUUCAACUUGGUUUGCCUAUCAGGAAGGAAGUCGGGACAUUUUCCCUUCAUCGAAGACAUCCUUGCAUCAUAUGCAAGCACAUGCUAAGGCACACAUUCGUCUGGGCUGUAUAGUGCCUUAUUUUUGGGUAAAGCGACGUGGCCCGGGUUGGCUCACAUCUCGCUUCAAUCAUGCGACGGAGGAACUACUCAUGACGGCGAAAAUUGCAUCAGCUCCUGAUGCAAGGCUCGAGUUAAACAGAUCCAGAAUAGGCUCCAUUGCUCACAUUCCAUGUGCCCUAAUGGCAGUAUAUGCCAAGCCACUGCAACACUACACACCCAAUAGAAUGGGAAUGUACAGCCAACAGGGCCAAUGCACAAAAGCGGCUGCUUCUUGGUCCCUCAGGGCAACCGAUCACUGGUUUUAUGUCAACCGGAGUCCAGCCAAUUUGUGUAGAUGGCCGACUCGACAAGUUGACUGUCGAAUGACAGAAUGGCAAGCAUUACCAAUGAAGCUAUCCCCCAAGCUCUUCGUAAUGAGUCGCUCCUAUUCGUACUUGGCGGAUGCAAAUCAAUUCACCGAGGUUUUGGAAGCUGUAUAA
Protopolystoma xenopodis is the source of this 897-nucleotide messenger RNA. NCBI's taxonomy places the organism in Eukaryota, Metazoa, Platyhelminthes, Monogenea, Polystomatidea, Polystomatidae. The record is from the annotation of a GenBank genome assembly.